UCUGAAAGUUCAAGAAAAAAACGCGCCAGGUGAUCCAAUUUUUACAACAUUGCCCUUCAUUAAGGAGACAUGGGGAAAGCUCUCUUAGUGGUUUGAGUAUAAAGUAGACAUCAUUGCAUCUAUUCAACACGGUCGACCAGCUUUGACGAUGAAGGAAGGAAAUAUGCCCGCGUUGCUUCGCUCAAGUAUAGGUGAUCGUCGACUUGUCAUAAAUGUUGGAGGAAGACGCUAUGAGACAUUUCAAAGCACUCUAACAAGCAUCCCUGAUACGCGUCUUGCCUGGGUCGCAGGGCAGCCUCACGAGGCUCCCGAAUAUGACAGAAUCAAAAACGAAUUUUUCUUCGACAGACAUUCAGGUCUGUUUGAGGAAAUUUUAAAUUAUUAUCGAACGGGAAAGUUGCACUGUCCAAAGGGAAUUUGCGGGAGCGCCUUCGAGGAGGAAUUGUCGUUUUGGGGAAUAGAUGAGGAACAGAUGGAAGCAUGCUGCUGGCCAGAGUACACUCGUCAAAGGACAGCCAUUGAGAACUUGCGCGUAUUCAAUGGAAAUACUUCUCAAGAGAUUGUUAACAGCGAAGCGAGCUGUGAUUCGUAUGAAACACUUUAUCCUAGGAAAUCUUCCACGGACAGACAUGGAAUUAAAACAAUUUACAGAAAAAUACAACCUUGGUUUUGGCGGGCUUUGGAUGAGCCUUUUUCGUCCAUUACGGCGAAGGUAACUACAGUGGUUUCGCUUGGCUUCAUCUUUCUCUCCGUUUUUGACUUCAUUCUCAGUUCAAGUAACCUCAUCCCAACGCUCAGCUCACCAAACAUCAUCGAGUAUGUAUGCGGCACUUGGUUUACAUUCGAGUUUGUAAUACGAUUAAUGUUCUGCCCGUCAAAAAUUGCGCACUUUAAGAAAGCGAUGACAUGGGUCGACAUUGGCGCCCUUGUACCUUUUUAUCUGCAAUUUGUUAUCAACCCUGAGGACAUGGAAAGGCUUAAAAUACUCAUCAUGUUUCGUCUGCUAAGGAUAUUUCGAUUAUUUCGAUUCUCAUAUCGACUGCAGAUAAUGGUACUGGCAUUGAAAGGCAGUCUACAUGAGCUUGGUUUAUUGCUUCUCAUAUUGACCAUCUCUGUAGUGUUCUUCUCGACUCUAGUCUACUACGCAGACGGUACUGCGCACGAUACUAAGUUUGUCAACAUCCCAUCUUCGUUCUGGUGGGCUAUUAUCACUUUGACGACCGUGGGGUAUGGUGACGAGACGCCGAUCACGUGGUCUGGUCGUCUAGUAGGAAGUGUAUGUGCUCUGUGGGGAGUAUUGAUGAUUACUCUUCCUAUAUCGAUCGUGAACAGCAAUUUCUCAUUGUAUUAUGCCCAUGCAAAGGCAAUGCUACGCCUGCCUAAGAAAAUAGUCAAAGACACCUUCCCACCGGGUACUAAGAGAUAUCUUAGCGUUCUUUCGCAUAUCUCGGACAUGAACUUGACAGGGAGACUAGUACGACAACAGAAGAUAGGAGCGGAUACCAGUCCCUCUCAAUCCAACAUCAACCUCUCCGACGGAGUACUGAGGAUGAGUUCAAGAAAGUGUCUUAGUACGAAGGUAGCUCGGAUGAAACGCCUCGCGAGAAAAAACACAUUGAAUUUGUCGUCGCUUUCCAAGACGUCACUCUUUUCCUCGGACGCUGUUGUUCAUCCUUUUCUAAGUAGGCAAAGAAGUAAAUCUUUGGAUACUGUUAAUAUAGGAAUGCUGUCCAAAGACUGGGGACAAGAAUUUGAAGAUGGUCCCAGCACGGAAGAUGAAAAAGAAGAAACAGCAAGCACAUUCUACGGCAAUUUUGUACUCAAAAGCACACAGAAUUUAAGCAAUGACUUGAACUUUCCACUUUUGGAUAACACUUCAAAGAGAAAUCACGUGACUUAUGACUUGGAUGGUCCAAACUGUAAGCCAAGUACUAUAGAAGGCAUUGUUACCAUGGAAACGGAAUUUUGACGUAUUGGUCACGUGAGGUUGUGAUUUACGUCAUUUGAAGUAUAGAAGUGAAAUUUAUUAUGGGAKUUAUGAAUUAUCACAUGAUUUUGUAUACGUUAAUGAGAGCAAAGCAACAUGGCGAAUGAAUUGCGUUCUAGAAAUUCGCUGUCAAAUAUUAGAUGGAUAUCUUCUUACGCGAGUUUUUACUCUAGAUGACAACUUUGAGCAUAUCUCGUUUUUAAAGCAGAAUAUUGUAAUACUGAUAUGCAAAUCUUCUUGUCUGCCAUCGAAGAGCAAUKGAGUGCGCAUUGAAUUGUGGGACACGAACUGCUUUGAUCGCAAAGCACUAACGCGUCAAAUAAAAAAAUGAAAAUUAAUAGCCAAGUGCUGAAAACUAAAUAAUGUUGUAAUCAAAUGCAUGUUGAAUGUUAAAAGGGAAUUCGAUUGUAUUAGAAUAUUUAUAAUAUUUGAUAUGAAAUCGAUCCUUUAGAAGGAAUCUUUUGUAGAAUUUAGACAAUUUUUAGACAGUUUUUACACGAUGUUAUCAAAAUAAUCCUACCAAGUUUAGAAAUUGCGAAAACGAUUGAAAUUUAUUGUUAUAAAGACACUCCAUUAUUACGAGCCCAUAUACUCUUGUCAAUAAUAUACAGAGCAACCUCGCUACACCGACCUUAACUGUUAAUAAAUAUACUCAAUUGUUACGAGCAGUUGCACUAGUUAAUAUACAAACCUCGCUACACCGACCUUAACUGUUAAUAAAUAUACUCAAUUGUUACGAGCAGUUGCACUAGUUAAUAUACAAACCUCGCUACACCGACCUUAACUGUUAAUAAAUAUACUCAAUUGUUACGAGCAGUUGCACUAGUUAAUAUACAAACCUCGCUACACCGACCUUAACUGUUAAUAAAUAUACUCAAUUGUUACGAGCAGUUGCACUAGUUAAUAUACAAACCUCGCUACACCGACCUUAACUGUUAAUAAAUAUACUCAAU
Messenger RNA from Exaiptasia diaphana, 2940 nucleotides. Its product is annotated as potassium voltage-gated channel subfamily C member 1. Gene Ontology annotation, biological process: potassium ion transmembrane transport; protein homooligomerization. The transcript has 2 exons. NCBI's taxonomy places the organism in Eukaryota, Metazoa, Cnidaria, Anthozoa, Actiniaria, Aiptasiidae. Gene Ontology annotation, cellular component: voltage-gated potassium channel complex; membrane. The record is from RefSeq and is a predicted model, not a curated record. Gene Ontology annotation, molecular function: delayed rectifier potassium channel activity; protein binding. The coding region runs from base 149 to 1969 and encodes 606 amino acids.